AUGGGUGAAGGUGCUGAGCAUAUAUUUGGUGCAUUAAGCAGUCGUGGUAGAAGGGUCACAUGGGACCUGCUGCUGGGGAUAAGUGCAAACAGAAAUAUAAAAGAUGUACAUUUAGACAUCAGUGGAAUAGAUCUGCCAGCUCAGGGAGCUCAAUGUUUCAGAGUUGAUAUACAGACACAGAUCUUAUCAAUGUUCUCAACACUAUAUCUCACUAUUACAGGAUUUACAGACAUAGAUCUGAUCAAUGUUCUCAACACUAUAUAUCACACUAUUACAGGAUUUACAGACACAGAUCUGAUCAGUGUUCUCAACACAAUAGGACAGAACAAACAAAUACAGCAGCUGUCCAUGGGUGGAGUCUUUAAAAAUAUCAAACCAAAAAAUCUCAAAGGUGUAAUGGAACAACUUGUAGAAGUUUUACAAGAUGAAGAAUCUGUGAUAGAAUCUGUGUCACUGUCUGACAGCAAACUGAGAGACAGUAUGAACAUGAUCAUCAAUGCUCUCGGCAGUAAUACCUCACUUACUGAGAUAGAUAUCAGUGGAAAUCAGAUGGGAGAUCUUGGAGCAAGGAUGUUGUCAAAAGCUUUACAGAUCAACAACAAACUGAAGACCAUUAUUUGGGACAAGAACAACACAACUUCACAGGGAUUUGAAGAUGUUGCAGAUGCCCUGGAGAAGAAUUUCACGCUGAGGAAGAUGCCUAUGCCAGUACAUGAUGCCAGUAGUAACCCAGAGAAAGCUGAACAAGCCUUACAGAGAAUUGAGAGAUUACUUCAGCGAAAUCACAGCCCACAGAAAUACUCGUCAGAUCAGGCAUACCGGUUACAGCAGGGAUUUCUGAUCAGCUCAACACAACAGAUGGUCGAUAGAUUGGUUGUACAAUCGCAGGAUACAAUUAACGCAUUGGAAUCUAUGAAUGCCCUUCAGCCAUGCAGCGGGGAUGUAGAGACUGCAAAGUCUUUAAUAACCGAUGCUGACAACUCUAAAACAUUGUUACCUAGACUACAUGAUAUUGCCAUACAGUCACAGAACACCAAUAGCCCAGUAGCUCAGAAACUAAAGGAAAUCUCAGUGGAACUUACAAAGGUCUUGGAAUCUCAGAUGAAAAAAACAGUGCAAGAUAUGUUGGAAGCAACAACUAAACAGUGCAAGGCCUUGAUGAAAGAUCAGGCAUUUCUGUCAGACCUACAAUCUGGUUGUGGAGAGAAGAGUGCCUUGCCAAAAGAUUUCACCAGUAAUAUCCUCAAUGAUGUUGAUACUGAUAUCUUCAACAAACUUAGUGAGCUCAAUCUCGCAGUUGCAGCGCAUGUAUCUGACAGAGUUAUUGAUGAAGUCAUAGAACGUCUCUCUUUCUCUCAUAAAACUUUGACCAAUCACUUGAAUGAACGGAAGAAGGACGCUGGUCGACGAAGUCAGGUGACCGAGUCAAAGAAGCUUGACCAGAAUGAGGCUAAUAUUCGCAGUAAAUCUCCACAGCCAAUAUUACACACACUCCAUGUGGAAGCUUUCAGGGACUCUCCUAAAAUGAAAGACAAGAGGAAGAGUAUGCAUGCAAGAAAGAUACGUCCCCAGUCGGUUGUUGACAGAGAUCAUAUUCGGCUUGCUUUGGAUGCAGAAAAAACCCGACCUACAACAGUUCCUCAGGCAACCAGGACUGGUUCAAGGUCACCCAAAAAUAGGUCACCGAAAUCACCAAGGGCAAAAGAUAAAUCUCAGGAAAAAGAAAAUCUCAAAACUGAAACAGUACCUAAAAAGGCACCAAGGUCAUUGAAACCUACCUCAAGGUCGCCAAAUGCAUCACCUAGGUCAAAUUCUCCAGUGCCCACUAUUUCGGUGACCUACACAGAUGUGGGUAACCUUGAUCAAGGUCAUGACCCCUUAUAUGACAAUGUGACCCCAGAUAGGAGGCACAAGAAGCAUAGUGGCGAUGAAAGGGGAUUGCGGGGUUUGUACGAUAUGUCUUUGAAUGUAGUGAAUGUGGAAUGCGGAUUACAAAACAUAAUUUGAUAGGAAUAAAGAGUGAUGCAUGGGUGCUCAGGAAAUGAACGAAGUGCUUCUAAAUAUUUGCAGGGAAUGCUGAUUUAUAAUAGUUACAGCAUUUUGAUGCAUCUAGAUAGAUGAUACGUGGAAUUCUAAUAUUUGGCUUUUUUUAUUGCUGCACAGUCAGUAUGAUAUCUCACAUAGCCCUGGUACAGAACACUGGUUUAGAAACUAUGAAGAAACUGUUUUAAUUAUUUGUUCCUUUGAUAGAUAAGAAAACCUAGAAAAAUUAGAAUUCUGAGUAUAUCUAUCAAUUGAUGGAUUUUCAUAUUGUUUUUCAGGAUUGGAACAUGCAUUUUUCUUUUAGUAUAUUAUCUUUAUGUUAGCAUGUAAAAUGUUUAAAGCACUGCAUGUAAUUUCUGGUUUAUAGUCAACAAUAUUUCUGUCUGUGUAGAAAAUCUUGUAAGAUAGGGGCCAGAAAGAGUGUAUCAGCAAUUUAGGUGCCAUUUUGCGUACUGCAAAAGUAUUGCAUUCAACUUAAAAAGAAAACAUGGUCAGUUUGAUUUACAUUAGGUUGAACGUUCAUGUUAUUAAAAAAAAAAAAAACUUAAAUAUGCAUCUUUGAAUUAUAUGGAAUUUUACGCUUAUGAAUAGCUAUAAUUAUAAAAGAACAUGUUUCACUGUAAAAUAGAUCAGAAAUUUGCACUGUAAAUGUUUUGCAUUCAGUUCACAAAAAAGUGAUCAUUUUGGUUUGGAUGAGGUUGAACAUGCAUGUUAAUAUGCAUCGUUUAAAUUAUGCAUACUUCUACACUUGUGAAAAGCUGUAAGAAGUAGUAUAUAUGUGUUUCACUGUAAAAUAGAUCGGAAAUUUGAUUAAGACAAGGAAGUACUACUUAAAAAGUUUAGAUACGUCUUCUUAACCAAAAAGACUGGUUUUGUUUUAUGUUAUUAAUGCAAAUCUGAAAUUCAUUGACUCACUUGUUAUUGAAAAAAAAUAGAAACAAUGGUUUAAAGCUUUGAAAAUUUGUUAUUUAAUCUCAAGGAAAUUUAUCUAAAUUGUGAUGUUUGGACACUCGAAAUUAUACAAUCAAUGAUUUUUGGUUUGAAAGGAAGUGGAUUUAUAUUUUAGCAGUGAAUACGGUGUUUUUUUUAGUGAAUUAGACUGGAAUACUUCUGAAAAUUUUACAUAGGGCGAAAAAAUUUAAAUAUACCAAAUUUGGUAAUAAACGUUUGAAAAAAGUUGCUCACUUUUACAGGUCGAACAUCACAAAAUGUUUACUAGGUACUACACAGGUCUGGUGUUUCCCUCUGUGAGUGAUAUUUCUGAAACAAACAAAUAUUCUUGGAUACAUACCUGGCAAAGGGGUGUUUAGUCCAUUUCAAAUUCACAAUGAAUUUGUAGCUUUUAACUUAUGUUAUAUUAGGAGUAAAAAUGCAUUUUUGAGGUGAAUCAAAACACUUUAUGGUGAUACUAACACUAGUUAAAACUGUCGUACAAACAGAAACUGUAGAAUCUAGUGGGAAGAUUUUCCUUUGAAACUAUAUUGGAAUAAACUUGAAACAUGUUUCGUAGAUUUGCUGAUUGGAUUUUAGUUUUGUUUCGUGGCAAAGAGGCUGGCGAAGGUAUACUAACAUUUUUAGCUCGACUAUUCGAAGAAUAGUCUAGCUAUUCUACUCACCCUGGCGUCUGCAUCGGCGUCGGCGUCUGCGUCACACCUUGGUUAAGUUUUUGCAUGCAAGUACAUACAGCCAUCAUUUAAAGGCAUAUAGCUUUGAAACUUAUUUAUUCAUUUUCUAGGUCAAUUACCAACCUCAAUGGGUCAAGUUCCAUAACUCUGACAUGUAUUUUGAGCAAAUUAUGCCCCCUUUUGGACUUAGAAAAUUCUGGUUAAAGUUUUACAUGCAAGUUACUAUCUCCAAAACUAAUGCAGAUAUUGAGUUGAAACUUCACAUGUGUCUUCGGGGUUAUAAAACUAGUUGAUAUCAGCAAGUCCCAUAACUCUGACCUCCAUUUUGGCCAAAUUAUGCCCCCUUUUGGACUUAGAAAAUUCUGGUUAUGUUUUUGCAUGCGAGUACAUACAGCCAUCAUUUAAAGGCAUAUAGCUUUGAAACUUAUUUAUUCUUUUUCUAUGUCAAAUACCAACCUCACUGGGUCAAGUUCCAUAACUCUGACAUGUAUUUUGAGCAAAUUAUGCCCCCUUUUGGACUUAGAAAAUUCUGGUUAAAGUUUUACAUGCAAGUUACUAUCUCCAAAACUAAUGCAGAUAUUGAAUUGAAACUUCACAUGUGUCUUUGGGGUUAUAAAACUAGUUGAUAGCAGCAAGUCCCAUUACUCUGACCUUCAUUUUGGCCAAAUUAUGCCCCCUUUUGGACUUAGAAAAUUCUGGUUAAAGUUUUGCGUGCAAGUACAUACAGCUGUUACUAAAAGGCAUAUAGAUUUGAAACUUAUUUAUUCUUUUUCUAGGUCAAUUACCAACCUCACUGGGUCAAGUCCCAUAACUCUGACAUGUAUUUUAAGCAAAUUAUGCCCCCUUUUGGACUUAGAAAAUUCUGGUUAAAGUUUUACAUGCAAGUUACUAUCUCCAAAACUAAUGCAGAUAUUGAAUUGAAACUCCACAUGUGUCUUCAGGGUUAUAAAACUAGUUGAUAGCAGCAAGUCUUAUAACUCUGAUAUGCAUUUUGGUCAAAUUAUGUCCCCUUUUGAACUUAAAACUCUUUUGAUAUUUAACAUUUUGGGUAAUAUUUUCCUGCUUCUGGGACAAUAUUUCGAAUAGUCGAGCUUGGCUAUCUUACGGACAGCUCUUGUUUACUGACUAAUUAAUAAGUAUUUGCUGAAUUUGUUUCUUUUAAUAAAUUGUAAAGAGUAGAAUAAAGAAUAGUAUGGAUGUUCAUAAUUCAGUUAACUUAAUUAAGUUUCACAAGAUAUGUUAUAGUGAUUCUCAGAGCCAGAGUGGUUCUUUUAUAACUUUGGAAUGUGCAGUUAAUAAUUUUUUAUUUCUAUGAAUCAAUUUAUUAUUUCCCUUUUAUUAAUUUGCUCGCCUUUCUGUGAUUUGAAUGAUCUUUGUUAACAUUUGCAUGGUCUACUUGAUUCACUCUGAAACAAUCUAGCUAUGUAAAAAUGUCUCUUUUUUUUGUUUUAAACUUUAAAUAUUUGUAAAGUUUGGUCAGGUG
Messenger RNA from Mercenaria mercenaria, 5151 nucleotides. RefSeq names its product F-actin-uncapping protein LRRC16A-like. Gene Ontology annotation, molecular function: protein binding. Lineage: Eukaryota; Metazoa; Mollusca; Bivalvia; Venerida; Veneridae. The record is from RefSeq and is a predicted model, not a curated record. Bases 1 to 2007 code for a protein of 668 amino acids. The transcript has 18 exons. Gene Ontology annotation, cellular component: lamellipodium; plasma membrane. Gene Ontology annotation, biological process: cell migration; regulation of Arp2/3 complex-mediated actin nucleation.